Molecule: messenger RNA, 867 nt
Organism: Nematolebias whitei (Rio pearlfish)
Lineage: Eukaryota; Metazoa; Chordata; Actinopteri; Cyprinodontiformes; Rivulidae
Product: insulin-like growth factor-binding protein 3
Exons: 4
Coding region: 1-867 (288 amino acids)
Biological process (GO): regulation of insulin-like growth factor receptor signaling pathway
Cellular component (GO): extracellular region
Molecular function (GO): fibronectin binding; insulin-like growth factor II binding; insulin-like growth factor I binding
Source: RefSeq, a predicted model, not a curated record
AUGGCUUCUCGUUUCGUGGCACUGUGCGCGGCUUUCCUCGUGGCAUCGUUCGGCCGCAGGUCAGGUGCGGUCGGAGCGGUUGUCAGAUGUGAGCCCUGCGACGCGGCGGCGCGGCUCCUCUGCAAGCCUUUACCCCGGGACUGCGCCGAGAAGGUGCGCGAGCCGGGCUGCGGCUGCUGCCUGACGUGCGCGCUGAGCUUCGGCCAGCCGUGCGGAGUGUACACAGGCAGAUGCGGUCCCGGACUCACCUGCCAGCCCCAGCCAGGUGAGACCAAGCCUCUGCAGGCUCUGAUCGAGGGGCGCGGGGUGUGCAUGAACGCCACGAGCAGGAGACCCGCAGCCAGACCCACACCUCCCGUCAAUGAGUUGCCAGAACAUACAGAGACUCAGGACAAGGAGCAGAAUUCCACCAACUCAAGUCUUCAAACUUCAUACAACAGUCACGCUGGACCACUUAGACCUCCAUAUCCCCCCUACUUCUCCUCCACAAAGUCAGACGUCCUCAGACAGGAACCACAGAAGAAAACCCAGAGCUUUAAAAUGGAGGAUCUCCCCGGACCACUCAUCACAGACCAACAAAACUUUGCUCUCGAAACCAAACAGGAGCCUGAAUAUGGACCCUGUCGAAGAGAGAUUGAGAACAUUCUCAGCAGCCUGAAAAUAAGCAACAUCCUCAACCCCAGAGGUUUCCGCAUACCAAACUGCGACAAGAAGGGAUUUUAUAAGAAAAAACAGUGCCGUCCAUCCAAGGGCAGGAAGCGUGGCUUCUGUUGGUGCGUGGACAAAUACGGGCAGCCUUUGCCAGGAUUUGAUGAGAAGGCGCGAGGAGACAUCCAGCACUACAGCUUCCCAAGCCGGUCGGAGUGA